Diabrotica virgifera virgifera (western corn rootworm) is the source of this 19093-nucleotide messenger RNA. RefSeq lists its product as uncharacterized. The transcript has 9 exons. The coding region runs from base 328 to 11790 and encodes 3820 amino acids. The record is from RefSeq and is a predicted model, not a curated record. Lineage: Eukaryota; Metazoa; Arthropoda; Insecta; Coleoptera; Chrysomelidae.
GCUCAAGAAAGUAAAUCCAUGUCUUUGUUUUACAUAAAUUAUCAUACAGCAAGGAAUGACAUUUUUGCUAAAGUAAUUAACAAAUACAAAGAUGAAUCAAUUCCUUAAUUUUUAAUUCUCGAAAUAUCGAAUAGUUCAUAUUUAUCCAAUUUUCGAUUAUAUUUAUUCGCCAGUUUCCAACAAUAGGCAUUGGCAACAUGGCGACGCCAAACAGAAAAUAAAGGAUAGUAUUUGUGACAAGUAGUGAAUUUGUCGACAUUUUGAUGAAUAUAAACAAAAAGUGUUAUUAAUUCGUUUGAAUAACAUUUUCAAAACCGAUUGGAUAAAAUGGAUGAGGACCAUCACACUACCUAUAUAGACGGAGAUAUCGUCUGGGUGAAGUUGGGUCCUGCUUGGUGGCCAGGUCAAGUUAAAGAUCUGAGUAAGAUCCCUUCAGACAAGAUUGAAUUCAAGAAACCACCUUUAGUAUUGGUUAAAUUUUUUGAAGAAGAUUCUUACGAAUAUGUGAGGAAGUGGGGAAAUAUAUACCCAUACAACUGUGAAAAGAAAAUCGAGUUUAUCAAAAAGGGAAUGGCUGCGUUUCGGUCAAAAGCAACACACAUGGAAACAUUUCCUAAAGACGUGACUACUGCUGAAGUUAUGGUUGGAGGUAAUCCUAAUAUUCUCAGCGAGCCUCAAUUUCGCCCCGAAGUAAAGAGAAAUUAUGUAAACGAAAUUUUUGGUACACCAAACAGUAAGAAAAGGACCAACACAGACAAUAGCAUCAAACGUUCAACAACCAAAACUCAGCUAGAUACCUCCCACAUAACUCAUAGAAGAUUUCUUGGAUCAGAUGAUUACAAAGCCUACAUUUGCAUUCAAUACCCUGGUAAAGAUAGAAUACCGGACAGUGAUGAUGAAAAAGUAGUUGAACUCAAAACUGAACCAGAACGCGAGUACGACUGCCACACUUGUUCUUAUAGUACAAAACGUCUCGAGGUAAUGAUAUUACACAUAAAGUCGCAUAUACAAUUUGAAGAUAGUCCACCGAUCAAGAAAAGAAAGAAACCCGUCACACCAAAACCAAAGAAGAAAGAACCUGCUAAGAGUGCUAAGCGACAGAGGAUGUCAGCUUCUCAGUUAAAUGAUACUUCUAACGAUGAGGCACCCGAACCGCCAAAAGAAAGAAAGAAAAAGACAAAGACUUCACCAUCCGUUAAAAAAUCUCCAAAAGUAGUUGAAGAGGUUAAGCCUAAAAAUUCUAGUGAUAUUCGUAAUGAUCUAUUGGCAGAAUGGGACGACGAAGAGGAUGAGUUAACCGAAACAGAAAAUAUGAGUAUAACAAAUGAUUUGAGCAUAUUAAGCGCAAAUACAACUACAGCAAAUGAUUUGAGCAUAUUAAGCGAAAAUACAACUACAGCAAAUGAUUUGAGCAUAUUAAGCGAAAAUACAACUACAGCAAUUGAUCAAAUACUAGAACCUAUCAACGAACCUGAACCAGAACCUAUCGACAAACCUGAACCAGAACCAGAAGGAAAGACGACAGAAAACGAGAUGAAAAAGAACCUAGAAGACGAUAAAGAAUCUGCAGUCGGAGAAGAGUUAUCUCCAACAAAUAAAACAGACGAUUCACCAAAAAUUGGCCCUGCAUCUAGCGGUGAUACAAAUACACAAAAUGAUGUUAAAUGCUGUUUUGAUUUUAACGAUGAAGAAGAAGAAGUAAUUAAUACCACAGUUCAAGUUGGCAGAAAAAUACCGAGAGUCAUACCUCCAACAGAAAAACGAAAAUCGGAGAUUCUUGACGAUAUCAUUGAUUUAGAAGAAGGUUUUAAUAAAGAGGAAAUCUUGAAAGUAAGCCAGAGUUUCAACGAAAAACAUGCUGAAAAUAACGAACUUGAGAGUGCGUUUAAAGAUUUGAUGGAUGAAGUUUCCGUCCCUAAAAUAUCUGAGUUAGAAAACAGCCUCAAACCGACCCAAAAUUUUCACUCUGUCAAGACUAUAAAAUUUCCGGAUAAGCAAGAUGGUCCACCCAAAAAAGAUCGCGAUAAAAACCGCCCAGAUGUUCACACAGAACCGAUUAAUCCCAAGAAACGAUUUGUUAAAAAUUUUGAGGAGUUCGAGAACCAACUUCAAAGAGAGAAAGUGAAAAGCAAGAAGCAGCAAGCUUUAAAAAAGAAGAGUAGAAAAGAGAUCUUAUUGCAGGGUAACAACGAUGACAGCUCAGAUAAGACUUCAGAUGACGAUUGUAAAGAUUUACCAACGAAAAUCAUGUCGUCAAUUCUUGAUGAAGCCAAGAUUAGCGAGGAAUCCAAAGAAAAAAUUAUGUCUAAACUCAACAAAAGUACACGUGGUAGAAAUGUAGAUUCUUGUUCAACAGAUUCAAAUGCUGAAGUGCCCUCACCUAGUGAGAAGGCAGACUCAAAGGGCAAACAGAAAAAAUUUGAUAAGAAUGUUUCAACCUCAGAAGUCGUUGACAUAAACACUUCUCAUAAAAACCAAGGUCGUAUUAGAAAGUUUUUUCGUAAAAGCACAGAAUUAAAUACUGUUGAUAUGUCAAAAUCUCAGCAGCAGGAACCUACUGUUACUGAUGUCCGAUGUACAAACAAAACAGAAGAAUCAUUGAUUGAUGAUACAAAUCUAAAGCAACAAGAAAUUGGUACUUCUACUUUGUUAGCAACAACUGUAAGUGUUUAUACAAAUAAAAUGGCCUUUAAGAAGAGAAGUUUGCGUUCAUCUUCAGAAUUCAGUAUUUUAGAUAAAUCUCAUCAUAUAGAACCAGUUUUAUCACCUGAAAUUGUUUACUCCAGCGAAAAAGAUGAUAAAAAACGCAAAAAACAUGACAAACGUAAAAAAAUUCAGCCUGAAAGUAUGGCUGGUGUUGAUGACUCCGGUGAACAAAAGGAAAAAGAAGUUGUUAAAGAUUUAAGUCACACAGGUGCAACACGUAGACAGCAUUAUUCGUUAUCGGAAAUAAAUGUUGAAACAUCGAAUGAUCAAAAGGAAGCAUUAAUUAAUGUCCAUGACAAGCAAGACCAAGAAAAAGCCAUAAGUAAAACCCGUAAGAGUCUGAGAAAAUAUUCAACAGAAAAACAGCUUCAAAAUGAGACUGUACAUUUAGACAACGUGGUAACUGGUGAUAUAACUCAAGAAAAACCAUCUACUGUGACCAACGAACCGUUAGGUGUUAAUAAUGCUGAAAACAAAGUGGUUUUUUCUCAAGACUUUUAUAUCAGAGACAAUAGCAAGAAAGAAACACUUCCAAGAAAAAAACGCAAAUUUGUAACAGAUUCCUUUUCAGAAGCCAGUGUUGAUCAAUUAAAUGUGCAUUCAGGCGUCGUUGCUCAUCAAGAAAGGGUCAUUGACACUCUUCUUGAGGAAACAUUACCACUUAAGAGACGUAGGAGCUUGCGGGUCUCAUCAUCAGAAGCCACUACGAAGGACACUGCAAUUAUACACCAAGGUAAAGAAGAACUAAAUACCACUAUAGCACCUACUAAUGCAAGUAACGAUGAUUCGACUGAAAAAAAUCAAAAGGGAAAAGAUUCUUCUGACAAGACUAGAUGGUCGAAACGAAUAAGCCAUCCAAAGAAACGUACAAGAUCUUUUCCGGAUAAUUUUGAUCUAGUAGAAACCAAACCAGCGGUUAAUGAAAAUAUAACAGUAACAGACGAUUCUCAAAAUUUAGAAGGAAAAGAAUCUGUAAUUGUUUCAAUAGAUCAUGAACAAAAUGAACGUCCAUCAGAAUUGGGCGAUACAGAAAAUAAAAAAGAGACGGUAGACUUUACCGAAAACACAGGCGCAGAAACGCAUGAAGAACUAAAUGAUUCGAAAACACAGAUAAGUGAUUGCGUUCCACAUGAAUCUGCAACUAAAACCGUAGAAAGCGAAUCUGAAAGGGAACCCGUACAAAUUCGUGUAGAGGAAGAAGAUGCUGUUUACUUGACGGACAACAAAGAGCCAAAAUUAAUUACAGAAAAUGCUGCUCUUUUAGACAGCAACUCCCCGAAACUACAGGAAGAUGUAGCACUUCAAAGUUCAUCAGAAAUCCUUGUUAAUGAUCAUAAAUCCGAAGAAAAUGAACAGGAACCAGUUCAGCAAUGUACGGGUGACGAAAAGAAUGUGGUUCGAGAAGUUUGUAUUUCUGAAAGUGAAAAUAUUUCUGUGAUUAAUCGCAUUACGGAUGGACAAGACCAUCCUAUCCCAUCUGACAAUCUAAAUGUCGAUGUAGAUACUAAUGACAGAUUAUCUAAGAAACAAAGAAGGAAUAAAAGAAAAUCUUCCAAACACAAACAUAAGAAAAAGGGGAAAACAAGCAAAGAAUAUUACAGAAAUGUUGAACUUCGAAAUGAUAGUGAUAUAGAAAGUAGUAACAUUGAAGUUAACCCUUCGAAAACGCCAAUUGGUGAUAGUGUAGUUGAGGAAGUUUCUAAUUUUUCACAAAGUGCUCAAAGUGAAGCUGAAAUUGUCAAUAAGGAAGAUGCAACCAUAAAAGAAGUGAUAAUCGAAAAGAAAACUGUUGAUCUAACAGAAGAAAUAGAUUACAUUCCUGAACAUGAACCUGUUACAGAUGAGAAUUAUAUUAGCAUGACUGAAUCUAAAGAAAUAACAUCUACCAAGCAAUCAACAGAAAACCAAUUUAGCGAAAUAAAAGAAACUAAUGAAUUGAUUGUAACUGACGAAGCAAACGAUUCAUGUGUUGAUAAAGAAAAACCAUUACAUGACGAAACACAAGAGUCAACAGAAUUUGUUGAUCAAACCGAAAGAGACUCAGCUAAAGUUCAAGAAUCAACUGAACCAGAAAUAUAUCUAACUCAUGAUGAGCAACCCCCAAAAGAACUAAUAAAAACACAGAAAUCUUCCAUCUUAGGGGUUAUUUCUAGUGAUGAAGAAGAACUUAUUAAGAAGUAUUUAACUCCGGAGGAACCAUCUGAAGAGCAUACUCUGGAAAAACCAGUAGUGACUCAGGAAGUAACAGUAGACAACUUUUGUGGUAGUACAGAAGAUAGAUUCGAUUUAUCUCCAGAGGUUUCAUUCAAGAAGCAAACUCUGGAAGAACCUGUAGUUACGCAGGAAGCAACAGUACCAGAGGACCUCUCUGUUAGUAAAAAAGAAGAAGUCGAAGUGACUCAGGAAGCAACAAUACCAGAGGACCUUUCUGUUAGUAAAGAAGAAGAAUUCAAUUUUAGUCCGGAGGUACAAGAGCAAACUGUGGAAGAACCCAUAAUAACUCAGGAAGCAACAGUACCGGAGGACCUCUCUGUUAGUAAAGAAAACGAAUUUAAUACAUCUCCGGAAGUACAAUUACAGGAGCAAACUCUGGAGGAACUAGUAGUGACUCAGGAAGAAACAAUACCAGAAGACCUUUCUGUUAGUAAAGAAGAAGAAUACAAUUUAACUCCGGAGGUACCAAUAAAGGAACAAACUCUGGAAGAACCCGUAGUAAUUCAGGAAGAAACAAUACUAGAGGACCUUUGUAUUACUAAAGAAGAAGUCAAUUUAACCCCAAGUGAAUUGUCAGAAGAGCAAGUUAAUGAAGGAGAACCUUCUGUAACUCAAGAAGUAACACCUUUAGAAACACUUUCUAGAGAAGAACAUGUAGUGACCAAGGAGGAAGAAUUAUUAGAUAAUAUUCCUGUUAGUAACGAAGACGAAUUCAAUUUUACUGUAGAAGUACAAUCAGAAAAGCAACUUAAAGAUGAAGAAGACGUUCUAAGUCAGGAAGUAACAACAUUAGAGCAACCUGCUAUUAGUAAUGAACAAUUUGAUGUAGUUUCUGAGGCAGAGUCGGAAGAGCUACCUCAUGAAGAACCUGUAGUAAUUGAAGAAACACCAAUGCACCUUCAGACAGAAGAAUAUAACAUUACUACGGAAAAACCAGUAAAGCCAUGUCCUACUAAUGAAGACUUUUAUUUACCGUUGGAUAGAAAGGUAGAAGAGCAACCUCAACAAGAAGAACCUAUAGUAACUCAGGAGGAACCAAUAUCGGAAGAACCUUUUUCAACUAAUGAGGAAAUUAUAUUAACUGAAGAAGAAUCAAUAAAAGAACCUGUGCUCGUAAUUCAUGAUGCACAACAAGAGGAACCUGUAGAUAGUAGUGAAGAACUAACUUUACAAUUAGAGAAGGAACCUUCAGAAGGAGUAGCAGCAGACAUUGAGGACACAUUAGUUGAAAAAGAUUUUGAACACGACGUGGAAGGAAUAAAUCGAUCUCCGCAGCAACCUGAGUUUCUUAUUGAAGAACAAUCUCCAGAGGUUAGGGAAACCUUGAUAAUUGAGGAACCUGUUGAUUCAAAUGAACAAGCAUUAGACCUUACCCAAGACUUACACUCAGAAAAGCAAGUACCUUUUGCUUUUGAUGAAAAAGAAUCAAAAUUCGAUCAAAACGAAACAUCAGCUGCAGAAGCAUUUGCUCCUAAAGAGGAAAAUAUAAUGGUUAAUGAAGAAGCAGAGUUUAUGAAGCAACCACAUGUUCUCAUGGACGAACAAAAAUCUACAGUUACUCAGCAAAUAGAAAACCUGGAGACUCCAUUUGCUACUAAAGCGGAUGCAACUGAGAUUCUUCAACCUGUAGAGGAACCACAGCUGAUUGAAGAGGUAGUAGAGGAAAUGUGUGAUACUCCUGAAGAGAAAUUGACAGUUAUCCAUAAAAACAAAUCGAUUGAGGAACAUGUUGAAGUACCUGCAAAACUGCCUACAGAAAUACAACCAACAGAAUUAGAACUACAUUCUAUCAAUAAGACAGAAACUACAGUUAUUAAGAAAUUAAAAUCAAGAUUUUAUGAAAUUACAGGAUUAAAUGUUCAUCAGGAGCCUCAACUUAACCAAUCCGGAACUGAUAAUUCCGGAGUUACUAAUGCAGCACAUUUGAGUGUAAUUCAAAAAGCAUCUGACAUAGUCGAUGAUGAAAAAUUAGAUGCUAUCCAGGGAACACAAGCAAACAACGAAGUGACUGUUAUACAGGAGUUAAUACAAGAACCACAGUUGGAUGUAAUUGAAGAGUGUGUAGUCCAUGAAGAUAUUCAGAGUUCAGUAUUAAGUGAGCCAGCGGAUGAAGUACCUGGAAGUUCAACUCCUACUGACGAGUAUGCAGUACUUAAAUCAGCUACUUCCAAAGAACAAUUAACGAAUGAGAAGCUUUUAGACACUAAUGAAGAAGGUAACCAGUAUAGAACCAAAUUAUCUGCAAUCGAAGAAUGUCUGGAAAAGCCCAUUGCCCAUCAAGAAUUUGGGGUAACUUCUCGACGAGAAAUUGUGUUUCAUGAGACACCCAAGCAGUCAAACAGCUCUGACGACAGUGAAGAUUUAACAGUUAAAAAAAUAAUUGAUUCCUCUGUUAAAGACCAAGAUAAACUCUCUAAAAAACUACCAGAUUCAAUAUUUAAAGUGCCGGCAAGUUGUGUGAGCAAAUCUGAGGUCCGUUACAAAAAGAAUACUUUUGAACACAGACCAGAACUAAAAAAAGGUAUGCAUUUUACCGACUUAGAUGAAGUAGACGAAAACAUAACCGAUUUGGUUAGUGAUAUUGUUAAAAAAUUAAAUCAAGACGGUAGUGAUAAAAAUCAAGAGGACUUAGAUAUUGAAUUAGAAGAGGAAAUUAUUGAUAUUUCUGCAAAAUCCCGCAGCCCCAAAGUUGAUCUGAGUAAAGUUUUACAAAAUGAUAUGCAUACGGCUUCUUUCGAAGAUGAUCCUUGUCGAAUUAAAAAUUAUAUUGAACCUUCAUACAGCGAAAGUAUAACUGGUUUGGAGAAGAGUGGAGAAAAUUCUCAAAGCCCUAUUGAAAAUAAAACCGAGAAUACUCAAAGAAUGGAGGAAUACUCCAAAGAACUUGAAAUUCACUGUGCCAAUUCAAAUGACUCUUUUAAAUUCUGUAUACAGACCAAUCUUUCAAAUUUAUCGAGGAGUGAAGAAAUUUCAGCUAUAGCAUUAGCAACAAUGUCCGAACUGAAGUGUGAUUCAGAACCAGCUACUAUCAAUAACAACGUACCCGCGGAUGAUUUACCAAAACCAGACUUGUUUUCUGAAAAAUUAUCUGAGACAGAAAUGGCUGCCAUAGAAGGAAAUUUAACAGUUAUGUCUGAAAAAGAUUUAGGAGAUGCACAAGUAGAAAUUACCUCCGAAAAAGUGAUAAGUCCUAAAAAACCAGUUACUCUGUCAAGUUUCUCAAUGGACUUUUCAGAAUCGAUCAGUGAGAAUGACAAAAGCCUGGAAAAAAAUUCGAAAGGUACCGAAUUUACUUCAAGAGCCAUAACAAAAGAACUAAAACCAAGAGCUAAUGUCAAAAAAAUAAAUGCGUAUAAUCAAGGUGAGUUGCUUGAUAUAUUAGAAGGGAAUGAUCCAAGCAAGAAAGCUCCAGAAUUGCAAUCCCAGCCUAAAAUUGUUGAAGAUGUCGAAUGUGAUUUUGACGAGAUUAUUUCCAAAAAUUUAAUUUCAAAAGAUGGUGUAAAAUCUGUCGAUGAAGAGUCUAAAAGUUCCCCUUUUAGUUCCAAGUUGUUUGAUAGACUUUUAGAUGGAAAAAGCGAUUCUGCUGGACAGGAACCAGCUACCGAAACUCUUCCAAAGCAAAAAUCAAAGGCCAAGCCAGUCAUCUUGUCCGAAAAAAUUAUCAAAGCUGCACCCGAAAAUAAAAAAGUUAUACCAUCUUCCGAUAGUAUCGUCAAUGACGAUGACGAUCUAAAGACAUUUGUCAUACAGAAUAUUAAAAAGCACAUCGAGGAGGACGAUCCAGUUCCGGCGUCAAAACCUAUCCGAAAAUCAAGAGCAAAACCUUCUUGUAAGGCAAAAAUUUUACAGCAAACUAUCAUAACACCAUCUGGAGAAGUUCUUCAGCCAACUGGGUGUCUACCAAAAAAGAAAACAAUUCUCAUCAGUCCGACGACCUCUACAGUUGCUGCAAGGGUUUCCGUCGAGGGUGGACCAUCGCAGACGGCCAAAAAAGCACAGAUUAUAACUGGUGGCACGAGGCCAACCAUCACCACACCUUCCACAAGUCAAGAUGAUAAUGUUUUUGACAUCUAUAAUAUGCCGAUUGUAUUAUCAGACCAAAUAUUGACACCGGAAAGUAUUGAAAGUAUGCCUAUUGUAAUUGAUAAUAACGCAUCAACUAAUGCACGUACCCAACCAAGUACAUUACAACCAACGUCUACAUCAACGAAAUUAGCAAUUACUAAACCUGCUACAUAUACCCGUACCGCCGUCCCAACUAAGACAAUAGCGCAGCCCCAAAAAACCAUAACCAAGCCUAGGAUUCUACAGGCUGCUCCAGUUAAACAGCCGAUAACGCCAGGAAAGGUUCUUGCGCCGGGAGUUUUACCUCGCGGUGCAAAACCCGGUACUUACUUUUUUCUUAGCCAGGGUGCGCCUGGUUCAUCACAACAAAAGGUGAUUACGAAGAAGACAAUUGUGAAAAGAAAUGUUCCGAUUGCCAAUAUUGCUUCUAAGUUCCCAGAAGGAACUGGAAAUAAAGUUAUGAUCGUUACUGAUCAACAAGGACAGCAACAAAGGGUACUAUUCAACCCAAAUAACCAACGACUGUUAAGCUACUCAACUUUAUCAGGAUCUAAAAUUGUGAAGAAUGUAUUAAAGAGUAAUUUAAUACAGAAAAAUGUUUCAUCUGUAAUAAAAAAUGAAGUGGGUCCGACAAAGUCGCCGACUCAGAUUGUCCAGAAGGUUUUACCUACAAGUAAUCAAAUGAUAUCCGUACCUUCAACUUCUCGGACUGUUAAAACUGUUGUAAGAAAGGUUUCGCCAUCAACAUCUAAACUGCCUACUACUGUCAAAAACUCUAAAACUAUAUUAUUAACUGGGAAAAAUGGACAGACAAUAAAGAAGAUAGCAGUCGCCGAAGAUGAUAUUGACAAACAGGUAGCUGAACAAUUGGAAGCAAUCAAAGCUAGCAGUGGUCUCCAAUUUGGUUCUCAAACUAGAUCAGAUGCACCAAGUACAUCAAAACAACCAAUACAAAAACCUGCGAUACGAAGGUCUUACGCCAAGAAAGAUUUCAAACCCAAACCUCCAGUGGUGACUACUAUAAGUGAGGCACUGUCAUCUGCUCCACCUCCUCUUAUAGUUUCAAAGAAACAGACUGUUUCGGCUCCAGAACCGAAAAAGGCUGUACAGGUUCAAGAAGAGCCUCCAGUUCAAGUGGAACGUCCAUUGCAGCAAAUGCUCCUUGAACAACCGGACGGCACGUUACGAACCAUCACCGAGGGGGAAAUAUACGGUUUUCCAAGUGAAAGUAUCAGCGGUGAACCAAAUAGCUUUGUUUUCAUGACUUUGGACUCGACUGGUAAUUUAGUGCCUGUGAGCAAUGAGGUUCUUAGGAAGUUAAGUCCCAAUCUAGCUAUAGACGGAGAUACGAAUAACUAUGUACUACAAAUAGACAACGGAGAAAGCAACCAACCAGUAACACUGAGUCAGGCUGCCGUUGGAAAAAAUUCUAAUCCGAUUGAAGAAUUAUCAACUGGUACUCCUAAAGUGGAUAACGCCAAGAUAGAGCUUCCCUUGACCCUUCCCAUAACCAUUGGACAACCACAGCAGCAAUCGUUAUCACUUCCCAUAACAAUUGAACAUCAGCGACCACAGCAGCAAUCGUUGUCAAUUCCUUUAACAAUUGAACAUCAGCGACCGCAGCAGCAAUCAUUACAUGUACUACAACCACAGCAAUCUCAACAAGAGCAACAUAUAACCUCCUUACCAGAUACUCCAGUAAUGAAUGUGGAAGUUGCCAGUUCGAAUGGAGAUCAACCUCAACAUAUAUUGGUAUCAGGGGAUGAUUUAGCGACACAAAAGUUUUUGGAGACCCUCAGCGGAAAUAAACUAGAUUUAGCUACUCUAAUUGCAAACGCCGAGGGAAAGAGUAUUGUGAUACAAACUGUUAACCAGGAAAUUAUAAUUAAUACGAGUACAGACCAUCCGAUGUUGUCAAAUGUAACGGAAAAUACAGAAAGUGGAAGAAAUCCCAUAUUUGCAACGCAUUCCAAUAAAACGGACAUAUUAGCCGCAGCUUUGGCAGAUACAGAUGUUUUUUCAACGCAGCCAAGCAGAGGUGCACAACUAAGUCCUAACAAUGCCCUUUAUCCAAUAAACGUCGGUAACGUUUUGGAAACAAGUCUUACCUUAAGUUCCCCUAUAAUGACACCUUUAGAAGUACCAAGUACGAAUAACAAAAAGAUUUCUGAAGACGAAGCUGAUAUUUUGACGCAAGUACCGAAAAACGUAGACCUUCCGAUUACGAUAACAGAUCCCAAUAUUUCUCAAACAGUGGCCAAUCAACAGGUAGCAUUAAUGGGUAAUGAAUUUCAGUCCAAUUUGGAACUAGGUUUAUCCAUAGCAGAAACAACAAUUUCGUCAGUAACGACCGGGUUAACUAGUCCCAGCUACAGUUAUUCUUUGCCAUCUUUAGACGAAAAUGACAUUUCUCACAAACCCUUCAACAGUAGCAUGCCUCUGCUGAACGAUGACGCAGAAGACACGAAUCUCUCUCACAAAAAGUCAAACAAACACGUCGACAAAAGUGAUCUUAACUCUGACGAUUAUUUAGAACAAAGUCGCUAUACUCUUGGAGGCACAAUGUGCGAUUCCUUAAGUGAACCUCCUCCAGAGAUGUUCGAAAUGCCCGAAGUCAACUCGUAUAACGAGAGAAACGGCAGCAACAUUCCCCUGUAUCUUCAGAGCACCCCGGAUCCCAAAGAUGACGAUGGAACGGACGCGUCGAUUCAGGCAGAGAGUUCUAGCGAAGGGUCUUGCGAGAUUCCUCUGCAGCCGAAAAUUGUUGCCAAGUCUGUGGAUUUGUCGGAAGAGUCCGAUUUGUAAUUGUAAAGUUCUAAUAUUAGAAAGAGCAGGUUCCUAAUUUCUGUGGGUAAUUUAUCAAGUGAUUGUAGACCUUAAUAGAUUUUUGUUCGAAAGGUAUAGAGGGUGUCCAGAAACUCUACCGACAAACGAAAAUAGGAGAUUCCUCCGAUUAUUUUUUAAUGAUUUUAACUUCCAAUCGUAUAGUAAGAUAUUUGAUCACGUGUUUAAUUCUGUCCAAUCAGAUUAAAAUUAUACUGAGAAUUAUCUACUGUAGAAAAUUACUGAUAAAAUUUUUUAAGUAGAUUGUUUCUGUUUAAUGGCAACCAGUUUCCUAGUUUUGACAACUGCCACAUUUAAGAAAAUAUCCAUAUUAUACGUAUUAAAAAAUAAUCUUAUGAAUAUCACACGACAGUAAGAAUAAAUAAGAAAAUAUUGCUUCAUUUUUACUCAAAUUUGUUGUCAUUGGGCAAUAGCCACUCGAGCCCUGCGGGCUCUCGUGUCUAUUGCCAGACAACAAAUUUUCGAAAAACUGUCGCAUUAUUUUCAAUUUAUUCUCACUCUCUUGUGCUAUUAUACCCGAUAAUUUUAAGAUAAUUUAACCCAAUUCACUUAGUCCGAAAAUGCUUCCUAAGGGAGCUAGAGCACUUUGAAGAUGGCGUCUUGUAAUUAGUUUUUCUUAAAUACCCUCAGAACGCUUCUAUUUAGAAAAACGAAAAUUGGUACACAUAUUUAUCAUCCAGAGAUAAAUCGAUUCCAUUUAUUAUGGAUUUCUAGUACCGGUCAUAGACGCCCCUUUUGGGUAGGGCAACGGUUAUUUUAUUCCAUAACUUUUUUAUAUUUAAUUUUUAAGCAUUUUUGACUAUGGAUUAUUAAAUUGUGAGGUAUUCUAAUCCUAAAAGGUACUCUUGCUUUAUGUCCAUAAGAUAUACCGUUUUCUAGAAAAAUCAAUUUGAAAAUUUUUCGUUUCUUGAAUUAAAAAAAAAUUCAAAAACAAACUAUUUAGAAAAACGAAAACUGGUACGUUUAUGUAUAUUCCAGAUAUGAAUCGAUUUCAUUAAUUAUCAAAUUAUUUCAUUAUAAUCAAAAAUAGACUAGGACAAACAAGAAACUGCAUACGAAAAUUGAACCCGAGACUGGGAUAAGAACAUCAGCAUAAAAACAAAAAGAAGAAUAUAUAAUACCAUGACAAGAAGUAUCCUCACUUAUGGGUGUGAAAAUUGUACAAUAAAUAAGAAAACCAAAAAUAAAAUAAAAGCAACAGAGAGAAGGAGAAGCUGCAGAGUAAGUGCAAAUUUCAACGGUUAUUUUAUCGCAUUACUUUUUUGUCUUUAAUUUUUAAGCAUUUUUGACACUAGAUUAAUAAAUUAUGAGGUAUUCUGGUACUAAAAGUUACUCUUGCUUUAAGUUGGUAAAAUACACCGUUUUUUCUUGAAAAUUUUUUUCAACUUCUUUUCAAAUUCAAAAAACAAAAGUUUUAAAUCGGGUUUUCUAGAAAAUGGUGUGUCCUACCGACUUAAAGCAAGAGUACCUUUUAAUUCUAGAAUACCUCAACUUUAAUAAUCCAGAGUCAAAAAUGUUUAAACGUUAAAAACAAAAACGUUAUGCGAUAAAAUAGCCGUUGCCCUACCCAAAACGGACGCCUAUGACCGGUACUAGAAAUUCGCAAUGAAUGGAAUCGAUUUAUCCCUGGAAGAUAAAUAAGCUUACCAAACUUCGUUUUUCUAAAUAGAAGCGUUCUGGAUGUAUUUAAGAAAAACUAAUUACCAGACGCCAUCCUCCAAGAGCUCUAGCUCCCUUAAGAAGCAUUUUCGGACUAGGUGAAUUGGGUUAAAUUGUCUUAAAAUUAUCUGAGGAAUCUUCUGUCUUCGUUUGUCGGUAGAUUUUCUGGACACCCUGUAUACUUGUGGCAUCUGAAAUUCAUAAUUUUGUAUAAAAAGAUAUGAAAUUUAAUGUAAACAAUUAAAAAGUUUUCACGUUUUUGAAUUUAAAUUGAAAAAUGAGAAAAUUAGUAGAUCUAUUAUGAUGUAAUUAAUCAGUCCUUAUUAUUUUAUUAUAUUCUUUAUAUAUUACUUUAUUAUUAGGUACUUUAUAUAUUCUGUUCAAAUCUAAUAUUUGCAUGUUUUUUGUAUAAAAAAAUGUAACAAUGUAAUAUUGGACAUUUUAACAUUGCUAUGACGUAGAAUUUCUUCAUACAGUAUUGUUUGAUAUACCGGGUGUCCACUUAUAUUUUCCCCCAUUUCAACUGCCUAUAGCUUCUAAACGACUCGAGAUAGAAAUAUGCGAUUUUCGCUGAAAUGUUUUAUUUUGGUAAAAGUUUUGUUUGAAUGGAUUCAAUUUUUUAUAUCGCUUUUAAAUAAAUGGCGGAUUAAAAAAAACGUUGACUUUUUUUUAAUGAAACACCCAGUAUAUUAUUUUUGUAAAUUGAAAGAACGGUCAUUCACUUAUCCAGCGAUAUAAAGUUUUUUAAACUCGGUUGCCAAAUGAUUGAGUAAUUAAUUUUUAAAAUGAGAGAUGCAAUGUGGAAAUCACAUAACAGAAUAUGAAUUUGCUUAGUUAUUUUAAUCAUGUUAUUUUAUGUGAUUUCCACGUUGCAUCUCUAAUUUUAAAAAUUAAUUACUCAGUCAUUUGACAAUCGAUUUUAAAAAACUUUAUAUCGCUGGAUAGGUGAAUGGCCGUUCUUUCAAUUUACAGAAAACCAUAUACUGGGUGUUCCAUUAAUAAAAAGUCAACAAGGUUUUUUUUCAAAAAUCCGCCAUUUUUUUUCGUAAUUGAAAGCGAUAUAAAAUAUUAAAUCCUUUCAGACAAAACUUUUACUAAAAUAAAACAUUUUAGCGAAAACCGCAUAUUUCUAUCUUGAGCCGUUUAGAAGUUAUAGGCAGUUAAAAUGGGGGAAAAUAUAAGUGGACACCUGGUAUAAUACCAAAUUAUAGCACUAGACCGGGCGUCAUCUAGGUAAAUCGUAUAUGAUUCCAUGUUUUGCUUUAAUCGUUUCAAAAUAUUUGGUCAUAUUUUCGAACUCAAUCGAUUUUUUCAUAUACGAGUUAACUCGAAUGGAAAAUUUCGUAUACAAAUCCAAAUGUGUAUUUUUGAAUAUUUUCGAAAUGAUAUACGUAUACGAGAAGAAUUUGCACCAGCAACACUGCAAAUUCGAACAACUACUCAAAUAAGAAAAAAAAAAAAGAAUACUUAAUUGACAGUUUUACCUAUUUAAAUUAGUUUCUUGUAAAUUAGCUGAAAGGAUCAAAAAAGGGCAUGAAAUAUGGUGGUUCAGUAUCGGCCGAACAAAAAAAGAGUGGAGCGAAUUUAUUGAGACGCAUCCCAUGUUAAAAUGUAAGUUCAAUGUAAAAAUAUUGUAUACAACAACGAUUAAAAACUAUCAGCUGAGAUCUUAUCUGACGUACACGUCAGAUAAUGACAAUUACUACGUUAAUUCGUAUACGUGCAUCAAAACUCGCAAUGGUUUAGAUCCAUUCGAGUCAUUGUAUAUGAACAAAUUCGUACACUAAGUAUUCGAAAAUACAAUAAACUGGAUUUCGAGCGAAUUUGUUCUAAUUUCGUUUGUUCUAAUUCGAAAAUACCACCCUGAAUUCAUUCGAGCACAUUUCACAUACGAAAUUAGAACACAUUUGCUUGAAAUCCAGUUUCUUGUAUUUUCGAAUACUUCAUGUAUGAAUUUUUUUCGUAUACGACGACUCGAAUGGGUCUAAACCAUUCGAAUGGCAGCUAAUCUGGAAAGCUCAUUGUACUUGGCGCUCGUGUAGUUGGAGGUCACGUCAACUUACGUCAACAUUCAAAUCAAUCUAUUUCUAAGUAAAUAUUGCAUAAUUUAUUUCGCUGUGUGAAUAAUUUGAGAAAACAAAAUGCCUCAAUGUUGUGCUGUGCAUUUGUGCUUAUCGAGAACAUCUGGACACAUGUUUUCCAAAGAUAUUCUGAUGAGAAAAAAGUGGAUUGUAACAAUAAGAAGGGAUAAAUAUGUGCCCACAAUAAAUGCACGUAUCUGCAAUAAACAUUUUGUUGAAGCAGAUUACAUAUUGCCCCUAGAUUCGACUGUAAAAAAUAGAAUACUUCACUAUAAAACUCAGAUGAAAAUUUAUUAUAAACGCACGAAUUAAGAUAUGCAUUUUAUAUACAUACAUUCACACUGUUGCCACAUCUACAAUCGCUUUUUAUGGAGAGAAAAUAUAAAAAAUUUAUAUUUGAAAUAAUGGUAUAGAAAAAUGUGAAAUAAUAAUUUGAAAGAAUUCUCAAGUUCUCAAUAUUUUUUAGUGACUAAAACAUACCUGAUCAAACCUAACCUCGAAAAUAAUAUAAACAAGUUAAUAACUGAAAAUUUAAGUUACAUAUUACCUUUAAAAUAUGCUAUAAAAUGACUAAAACAUAACCUGAUUAAACCUAACCCUAAAUUUUUCUAAUUUCAACUUAAAUUUAAGGUCACCUUUCACCUGGACAAACACCCAAAUAAUUAUACUUACAUAAUUAAAUUAACACAUUCUAUAUUGCCAUAAAGAAUUAUAAUUUUUUUAAAUAUGGCAACAUUGCAGAACCAGCUGCGCUCAACCCAUGCUUAAACCAUACCGUAAACAUACACCAAAUGCGCAACUGUCAUGGCGGCCAUAUUUUGAAAAUAUGUGAAAAUAUCACAUUUUUAAAUGAGAUAAACACAAAAAUUAAUGCCGAGCGCACUCAUUUGUGAAUUUUAAAUUGAAAAAGUAAGGCAGAUAUCAUAUACACAGUUGUCAGACUCGUGGGAGGAGUGAGUCAAUAAAACACUGUGUUUAUCAUUCGAUAAGGGCUUCUUUUUUCCAGUAACUCUCAUAUAUCUUCUCCUCAAUUCGUUUUUCAACGCACAAACAGUCCUAGAUCCGUAUUUUUCUGCCAUCAUUUAUUAUUUAUUAAAUCGUAAACAAGAACACCAUAUACAAACUUCACGAAUUUUCAAAACGUUGACCCCCCCCCCCCCAACUACACUAGCGCCGCCAAGCGGGAGCAACGGCGUACAUAGCUGCCAUUUUGAUGCUCGUAUACGAAUUAAAGUAAGAAUUGUCAUUGUCUGACGUGUACGUCAGAUAUAUCUCAGCUGAUAGUCUUUAAUCGUUGUUGUAUACAAUAUUUUUACAUUGAACUUACAUUUUAAUAUUGGAUGCGUCUCAAUAAAUGCGCUCAACUCUUUUUUUGUUCGGCCGAUACUGGACCACAUUUCAUUGCCCUUUUUUGCUCCUUUCAGCUAAUUUACAAGAAACGAAUUGUUUUUGAUGACAAAAUUACAAUAAAAUAGGUUAAGUAAAAGUGUCAAUUAUUUUUCUUUUUUUUUUCUUAUUUGAGUUUUGGUUGUUCGAAUUUGCAAUGUUGCCAGUGCAAAUUCUUGUCGUAUAUGUAUAUCAUUUCGGAUGACAUUCAAAAAUACACAUUUAGAUUCGUAUACGAAAUUUUUCAUUCGAGUUAUUAUUAUAUUAUUUAUUUUCAACUCAUAUACGAAAAAAAUUGAUUGAAUUCGAAAAUACGAUCCGAGUACUUUACCUUUCACUUAAUCACAUAUACUAUUGUACUUUUCCCUCUUUGAUCAUGUUUAGAUCAACAAUUUCAAGAAUGUUAAUAUUUCCGAUGCAAAUAUCCCUUAUUAGGCUUUCGUUAGUCUGUGAUUCGCAAAACAUGAGAUGAGAAGGAACGAUCAUCAAAUAAAAAUUUACUCUACUACUCUACUCAUUUAGAGUAAGUGGAGAAAUCAGAUGUCUCCAUGCAUUUCGGUCAGUAGCUAGUCUUUCUGCUUCUCUCCAUCCAAUAUUUCUUUUUUACGCAAGCCUUUCCAAUAUUUGCGUUCCACGUUCUUGCUGGCCUGCCUCUUCGUUGUUUGUUGUCAGAUGCCGCUUUCCAUACCCUCUUUACAGUUCUACCCUCACUCAUUCUCGCCAUAUGUCCGAAUCACGAUAACUGUUUCGUUUCAAGUCUGUCUAAGUUCCUUCCAACACCGCACCUUUCACGUAUGUCUUCAUUUCUUAUACGAUCACGUCUGGUCACCCUGGAUACCGCACGUAAAUAUCGCAUUUCGCAUGCUUGAAUUUUACUACGGAUGUUCUCGUUCACUGUCCACGUUUCACUACCGUAGAGUAGCACCGGCCCGUAUACAGUUUGAAUUACUUUCAUUUUUGUUUUCAGGCUUACUUCUUUCUUCCUAAUAAAACUUUUAUUUAGUGCAUAGUAUAAUUUUGUUGCACUCAUUACCCUCUUGUUUAUUUCUGGUUCUAUAUUUCCUUGCCCAUUCAUUAUUGAUCCUAGAUACUUGAAGUCAUCUACUUGUGUAAUGGUCUCAUUAUUCAGUUUUACAUUUAUAUUUUCUUGAGUUAUCGAUGUUACUAAAGCUUCUGUUUUUUCAAUAUUUAUUUUCAUCCCAAAUUUCUUAAAGGCUUCAUUCCAAACGUUCAUAUUCACUUGCAAGUCUUUUUCUGAUUUUGCCACAAUUACCAGGUCUUUGGCAUAUAUCAACUCUGACACGUAAACUUGUUGAAGUUUAUAAUACACCCCAACCCUAGUUCUUUUUACCUUACCCCUGCAUUCUUUUGCAAUUUCUUCCAUAAGAGUGAUGAAUAACAAAUGACUCGGAACACCACCUUGUCUUACACCUGUCCUUGUGUAGAAUUCUAGAGAUGAGCGAUUGUUCAUUCUUACAUUAUUACGUCUACAUUUAUAUAUACUCUUUAUUGCUUGGAUUAACUUCGGUUUCACAUUUCUACGGUUUAAUAUUUCCCAGAUCUUGUUACGUGGCGCCCGAUCAAAUGCUUUUUCCAAGUCCACAAAACAGAGAAACAACUUACUGUUAUGCUCUAGGACUUUUUCUGAUAACUGUCUCACCGUGAAUAUGAGAUCGGUUAUAAGAUUAAAUCAUUUCUAAAUUAAUCAUACUCUCUUUAUAAAUUACCUGCAAAGUUAAAAACGUAUGUAAAGAACUUUACUAUCUUGACUGAAAAUAAUUAACAAUUCUUUUUUGUAUAUACAUUUGUAUAGGUUAUAGGAUAUUGCUAUCAAAAAAUUUAUAUUAGUUUUGAUUUCCUUACGUUUGUACAUAGUUGUUGUUAUGUACAAUUUUGUACAUAAAAGCUUUUAUUAGUGAUUUUUUUUAUUACAUACAGAUAGGUUUUCAUGUAAGCACAUUUAUCAUAAUUAUUAACAUACUUUGUGUUAUAGAUGGAUAUAAUGUGUGAUUACUUUUUUGAUGGUUAUUGUUUCUUUUUUUUGUAACAGAUCUAAAGUUUAAAUCUAUUUUAGAAAUCAUAGUUAUAUUAUUUAAACAUUACAAUGUAUGAUUUUAUUAAAAAAUGUAUUUCCUGUC